AUGGUGGAGAAACCAUCUAUUUACCGUUGGUACCUGAACUGCUUCUACACCUUGCCUCUUAUUGAUUUUCAGCCCAACAUGGAGGCCCCAAGCAAUGAAGCAAGGGAACCAGGAAAGUGUGAUGCUGUGACUAAAGCUGGUGUCCUUCCCAUGGUUCAGCCAGCCCCCAGCAACUACCAGUGCCCCGAAUGUGGGAAAAACUUUCGACGGAGCCCAAACUUGUUAACUCACCAGAGGAUCCACACGGGCGAGAGACCUUUCCAGUGCCCCAAGUGUGGGAGGAGCUUUGCUCAACAGUCGAGCCUGACCAUCCACCUGAGGAUCCACACGGGGGAGACGCCCUACCCCUGCCCCCAGUGCGGAAGGUGUUUCCGCCAGAGCUCAAACCUCCUUAAACACAGGCAGCUCCACGAAGGGGUGAGGCCUCACUUGUGCUCCGAAUGUGGUAAAUGCUUUGCUCAGCGCUCCAACCUGCUCACCCACCAACGGAUUCACACGGGGGAGAUGCCCUUCCUGUGUUCCGAAUGCGGGCAAACUUUCCGGCAGCACCGCAGUCUUCUUAGCCACCAGAGAUGUCACAAAGGGAACGUGUCCAAUGGACAUAAUUGCCCCGAGUGUGGGAAAAACUUCACGCAGAAUUCGGACCUGGUGAAACAUCUGAGAGUCCACACGGGGGAGAUGCCCUACACUUGCCUCUACUGCGGGAAGGCCUUUCGUUACGUCUCAAAUCUCAAUCGGCACAAACGAACCCACACGGGGGAAAAACCCCAUGCUUGCCGUCAAUGUGGUGAACGCUUCAGCCAUUUGUCCAGCCGGAAUAUGCACGAGAGAAUUCACACAGGCGAAAAGCCCUUUGGCUGUGCUGAGUGUGGGAAGGUGUUCAUUUCCAGCUCUAAGCUCGCUCAGCAUCUGAGGACCCAUGCCAAGCAGGCAUCCCACAUCUGCACUACGUGUGGGAAAAGCUUUGGCCACUAUCCAAGUCUCCUUAGACACCAGCAACUGCACAAGGCUUGGAGAUCUCACUUGAGAAAAAAAGGAGAUAAAAGAACAAACCGGCUUUGCUAG
Messenger RNA from Crotalus tigris (Tiger rattlesnake), 1065 nucleotides. Its product is annotated as gastrula zinc finger protein XlCGF17.1-like. The transcript has 2 exons. Lineage: Eukaryota; Metazoa; Chordata; Lepidosauria; Squamata; Viperidae. Bases 1 to 1065 code for a protein of 354 amino acids. The record is from RefSeq and is a predicted model, not a curated record. Gene Ontology annotation, molecular function: DNA-binding transcription factor activity, RNA polymerase II-specific; RNA polymerase II transcription regulatory region sequence-specific DNA binding. Gene Ontology annotation, cellular component: nucleus. Gene Ontology annotation, biological process: regulation of transcription by RNA polymerase II.